AUGGAAGACGUAAUUGACCAGGUUGUAAGAGGUGUUGCCGUGGCGGAUUUAGAAGAUGACCAACAUCCGCGACUGAGAGUCCCACAGCUCAGAGAGAAGCUAAGGCGCCGGAACCUCCGUGCGACAGGUCGAAAACCAGAGUUGUUGACUGGCGUGCAUACACAGGUGCAGCGUCUCUUUCAGUACUGGUACGCUAACCAGACCAAUAAUGUAAGAUGGGCUGGCAGCCUCUCGGAUGCGUACAGGCUGGAGUGCGGGGUGAGGCAGGGGGGGUUGAGCUCACCCAUGCUCUUCAAUCUGUAUGUCAACGAGCUCAUAGUUGGGCUCAGCAGCGAGCGUGUCGGCUGCUCGGUUGAUGGUGUUUAUAUAAACAACAUUAGCUACGCGGAUGACAUGGUGCUGCUGGGUCCAAGUGUAGGCUCUAUAAGAAGGCUGUUAGCUAUCUGUGAAAGAUAUGCGAUGCAACAUGGGCUCAAAUAUAAUUGCCAAAAAAGCAACUAUUUGGUCAUUAGAGUCCCUAGUAAGAAUAUAUGUAAUAUUCCGCCAAUGAAGCUGAAUGGUGUUGAGCUUAAGAAAGUUCAACAUUUUAAGUACCUUGGACACUACGUCACCGAAGACCUCGAAGACCAAAUGGAUAUUGAGAGGGAACGCAGGGCACUGGCGGUGAGGAGUAAUAUGCUGGCUCGCAGGUUUAUUCAAUGUAGCAGUGAGGUAAAGAUAACGCUUUUCAAAGCAUAUUGUCAAACCUUUUAUACGAGCAGCCUGUGGGUCAGAUAUACUCAAAGAACGCUUAGUGCCUUUCGCGUUCAGUACAACAAUGGUUUCAGGUUGCUGUUGGGGCUGCCCCGCAUUUGCAGUGCUUCGGCAAUGUUCGCGGAUGCGAGGGUGGACGGCUUCCAUGCCAUCCAACGCAAAAGAACCGCGUCAUUGCUGAGGAGGUUGCGGGGUAGCCCUAACAUCAUUCUGCAAACCAUUGCUAGUUAUUAUGAUGCGCCAAUUAUAAAGGCAUUUAUGCGGCUUCAUGUGCCUGUUUAGUUAUAAUUAUACUAAUAUAAUUUAGGACAUUUUACUAACAAUUAUUAUGGAUAUCUUUUUUUUUUCCCGAAUUUAAAUUAAUAAUAUUAUUAAGUAUUUUCUUAUUAAUUGUGAUUAUGGCAUUUCUUAAAUUUUAAACUGUAAUUUUAUCUGUAAUUUAAUUAAUAUCAAAUUAAACUCAACAGUAUUAUGUAAUUUAAUUUAAGUUAA
Messenger RNA from Leptidea sinapis, 1245 nucleotides. RefSeq lists its product as uncharacterized. The transcript is spliced from 2 exons. Bases 1 to 1035 code for a protein of 344 amino acids. NCBI's taxonomy places the organism in Eukaryota, Metazoa, Arthropoda, Insecta, Lepidoptera, Pieridae. The record is from RefSeq and is a predicted model, not a curated record.